Eurypyga helias (sunbittern) is the source of this 3351-nucleotide messenger RNA. RefSeq names its product protein tyrosine phosphatase, receptor type, C (gene PTPRC). The record is from RefSeq and is a predicted model, not a curated record. Bases 1 to 3351 code for a protein of 1116 amino acids. The transcript has 27 exons. Gene Ontology annotation, molecular function: protein binding; protein tyrosine phosphatase activity. NCBI's taxonomy places the organism in Eukaryota, Metazoa, Chordata, Aves, Eurypygiformes, Eurypygidae. Gene Ontology annotation, biological process: negative regulation of protein kinase activity; positive regulation of peptidyl-tyrosine phosphorylation; protein dephosphorylation.
AUGGGACUCAGCAACCCACCAAGCAGCAGCACUGCUGCCCUCACCACACGCACUCCCUUUGCCUUCGAGAAUGCUUCAUCAGGAGCUCCCACAGUGACAACUGAAGAACCUUGUGAUGAUCGUAUUAACUACAGUAUAAGUAGUGUAAAAAACAACAGUAACAUGGCUGAAGUUACAUUGAAAAAUCUCAGAAAAAACAGGGAGUAUUUUAUUUUGGAGGCUAACAAGAACAUAACUGCGGAUUCCAGCACCUAUACAAUAACACUUCAGAGAUGCCGUGUAUACAGAGUUACAACCAAAAAUUGCCCAGGCAUUCUUACCAAUCUUACUAUUGGGCCUGAUAUCAGUGAGAAUCUUUUCGAAGACAGUAAAACCGAUACAUCUGAAGAAUUAUGUUGGGAAAACUCAUUUACUUGUGCUAAUGUGACUGUUAGCUGCAAAGAUUUAUCUACAGGUUUAUCUACAGGUUUACAACUCUCUACAAAAUUAAAUCAAACUUGCACAGAGAUGGGCACUUUAUCACGUAACAGGGAGUACAACUGCACUGGUACCAUAAAAGUUUUUGACAAGAUAGUCAAAAAAACCUUCUCCACAACAACAGAUUAUGGUGCUCCAGAAGCACCAGAAAACCUUACAGUACAUUCUUAUGCCACAAAUGUAUCAGUCAGUUGGAAGGAACCUAGUAACCUUUCAAAGGGUCCUAUACAUGGCUAUAUUGUUUCAUGCAAUGACGUAGAACAAAACCCUCAAAACAUGACUAACUUUGUUUGCCGUGAAUUAGAACCUUAUCACAACGGUUUUCUAAGUGUUACUGCAUUUACAAAGAGCAGAUAUAAUGGUUCGUUGCUUAUGGGAAAAACUGAAAGAUGUAACUUUACAACAAAAUCAGCAGAACCAGACCCAGUGAUUGAUGUUAAUGCAACGCUGACAGCCGAUAAUGCUGUCAAAAUUAAGUGCAAAAGUCAACAAGUCCGUGGAGGAAAAACAAUAUUUGAAUUGACUUGGGAAAAUGAUGGAACAACAGACUCCAGAAAAAAUACUUGUGAUUUUACUAAAGAAAAUCUCUCGUACUUGACAAACUAUACGUUUAAGAUCUUAGUCUUUAACGGAGACUAUAGAGGGCAGCCAGUAAGGCAGAGUAUAAGAACCAGAUAUAAUUCUAAAGCUUUGAUUAUAUUCUUGGCGUUCUUGAUCGUUGUGACAUCAAUUGCUUUACUACUGGUUCUGUACAAAAUCUAUGAUCUUCACAAAAAAAAGCUUAGCAAUUCUUCUGAAGGCAUGAACCUUGUUGAAGUUAAAGAUGAUGACAGGCAACUUCUGAACAUAGAGCCAAUACCUUCGGAGCAAUUGCUGGACAUGUACAAGAGGAAGAUAGCUGAUGAAGGAAGACUUUUCUUGGAUGAAUUUCAGAGUAUUCCUAGAGUUUUCACUAAAUUUUCAAUAAAGGAGGCCAAAAAAACCCAUAAUCAGAACAAAAAUCGUUACAUUGAUAUCCUUCCAUAUGACCAUAACCGUGUGGAGCUCUCAGAGAUCACAGGAGACCCAGGAUCAGACUAUAUCAACGCAAGUUAUAUUGAUGGCUUCAAAGAACCAAGAAAAUACAUUGCUGCUCAAGGCCCCAAAGAUGAAACCACGGAUGAUUUCUGGAGAAUGGUCUGGGAGCAGAAAGCAACAAUUAUUGUUAUGGUGACUCGCUGUGAGGAAGGAAAGAGGAACAAAUGUGCCCAGUACUGGCCGUCAAUGGAGAAUGGCUCUGCAACAUAUGGGGACAUCAUUGUGAAAAUCAAUGAAAGUAAAACCUGUCCGGACUAUGUCAUUCAGAAACUACACAUUACAAACGGAAAAGAAAGGACAGCUGGAAGAGAUGUCACUCAUAUUCAGUUCACAAGCUGGCCAGACCAUGGAGUCCCUGAGGAUCCACAUCUCCUUCUCAAACUCCGACGCAGAGUUAAUGCUCUCAGCAACUUUUUUAGUGGCCCAAUAGUGGUUCAUUGCAGUGCCGGUGUUGGGCGCACUGGAACAUACAUAGGAAUUGAUGCCAUGCUGGAGGGGCUGGAUGCAGAAGGCAGAGUGGAUGUUUAUGGCUAUGUUGUGAAGCUGCGUCGGCAGCGGUGCCUCAUGGUUCAAGUAGAGUCACAGUACAUCCUUAUCCAUCAAGCACUAGUGGAAUACAAUCAGUAUGGAGAAACAGAGGUCAGUCUCUCAGAACUGCAUUCCUAUCUUAACAAUCUGAAAAGAAAAGAUCCUCCGAGUGAUCCUUCUCUGCUGGAGGCAGAGUUUCAGAGAUUACCAUCCUAUAAGGGAUGGCGGACACAGAAUACUGGGAAUCGUGAGGAAAAUAAAAGCAAAAAUAGGAAUGGCAACAUAAUUCCAUAUGACUUUAACCGAGUACCGAUCAGACACGAAGAUGAAUGCAGUAAGGAGGGUGAACAUGAUUCUGAUGAUUCCUCAGAUGAGGACAGCGACUGUGAGGAAUCCAGCAAAUACAUCAAUGCUUCCUUCAUAACUGGUUACUGGGGUCCGAAAGCCAUGAUUGCAACACAGGGACCACUGCAGGAAACUAUCCCUGACUUCUGGCAAAUGGUCUUCCAAAGAAAAGUCAAAGUCAUUGUUAUGCUGACAGAGCUGCAAGAAGGAGAUCAGGAACUCUGUGCACAGUACUGGGGAGAAGGAAAACAAACAUACGAUGGUAUCGAAGUCCAAAUGACAGAUGUCAACUGUUGUCCUAGCUAUACCAUACGUGCAUUUGAUGUGACGCAUCUGAAGACUAAAGAAACACAGAAGGUGUAUCAGUAUCAGUAUCACAAGUGGAGUGGCUUGGAUGUUCCGGAAAACCCCAAAGAUUUAGUCAGCAUGAUUCUCAGCCUUAAACAAAAAGUCCCAGCCAGACCAGUCACCGAGGACAAGCGGAGUACCCGCAGUGUCCCACUCAUCAUCCACUGCAGUGAUGGAUCACAGCAGACUGGUGUAUUCUGUGCUUUAAUGACACUCUUGGAAAGCGCAGAAAUAGAAGAAGUAGUAGAUGUUUUCCAAGUAGUAAAAGCUCUUCGUCGCACCAGGCUGGGAGUGGUCUCCACCUUUGAACAUUACCAAUUUCUGUAUGACACCAUUGCCAGUAUGUACCCUGCACAGAAUGGACAAAUAAAGACCAUCCAGCAGGAAGAAAAAGUUGAAUUUUGUAAUGAAGUACCACCAACAGAUCAGGAAACUGAUUUGAUCACGAUUGAUCUUAACCCAUCAAAGCCAGAGGAAAAUGAGCUUUCUGAAGUGUGUGAUGAUUCUAAGGCUGCAGAUGGCACGAAGGGGACAGAAAGCUCUACAAAUGGCCCCACGACUCCAGUUCUGACUUAG